This is a messenger RNA of Scatophagus argus, 1452 nucleotides long. Its product is annotated as NF-kappa-B inhibitor alpha-like. The record is from RefSeq and is a predicted model, not a curated record. Gene Ontology annotation, molecular function: protein binding. The transcript is spliced from 7 exons. Lineage: Eukaryota; Metazoa; Chordata; Actinopteri; Scatophagidae. The coding region runs from base 1 to 1047 and encodes 348 amino acids.
AUGGAUAAGUCAAUUGGAAAUCCCCACCGAGGCUCCGCCCAGCCGAGCGCACAAAACCCAGUGCGCCUCCCUCCAUCUGCAUCAGUCUGCACUGACCUUUGGAUUGAGACGGAGCUACUUCUUCGUGACAGUCACAAAGUCAACCACAAUCAGAUGGAUUAUAACUUCGACAACAUGGAGCCCAAACAUGGGAAACAGUCGCCUUACCAAGAGGACCGUUUUGACAGCGGCCUGGAGUCCCUGAAGGAGGACGAGCUGGCGAACGAGUUUGAGGAAAUGACAGUCAGCUUAGGGGACGAUCUUACACAGGAAUACGAGCCUUGGAGAACUGCAGUGACUGAGGAUGGUGACACGCUUCUCCACUUGGCCCUAAUUCAUGAAGCCACAGACUAUGCUCUCCAGAUGAUCAAACUGUCUCACAAUCACCCCUUCCUCAAUGUGCAGAACCACCAGAGACAGACUGCCCUCCACCUAGCAGUGAUCACAGAGAAGCCACAGUUGGUUGAGAAGCUCCUGAAGGCCGGCUCUGACCCACGGCUGACCGACAACAGUGGGAACACAGCUCUCCACAUCGCCUGCAAGAGGGGCUCCCUUGCCUGCUUCAGCGUCAUCACCCAGAACUGCCAACGCCACCUGGCCUCCAUCUUGUCCUUCCCCAACUACAGUGGACAUAACUGUCUCCACUUGGCAUCCGUUAACGGCUACAUUUCAUUGGUGGAAAACCUUGUUAAGCUGGGUGCAGACAUCAAUGCACAGGAACAGUGUAGUGGCCGGACGUCGCUCCAUCUGGCUGUGGAUCUCCAGAACGCCACGCUGGUCCGUUGCCUCCUGGACCUCGGCGCCGACGUUAACUGCUUUAACUAUGGCGGCUUCACGCCGUACCACCUCACCUAUGGGCGCCAGAACGAAGAGAUCCGCUGCCAGCUUUACGAGAAGACGGCUCAGGAGCUGAGGGAGCUGCCUGACAGCGAAUCAGAUGACAGCGACAUGGAGGAUGCGGGCCUGUCGGAAGAUGAGCUGUAUGAUGACAUAAAGUUCGGAAAGUAAACUGCAGCAUCCCUCUGCUGGUGGUGUGAACAGCAGGGAAGCUACUAUGGGGUGCCAGCCACGGCCCAGCAGUGUGGGACAUGUCAGUCCACGUCCCCCUUCCAGGUCCAAGUCCACAGGGGCUGGCCAUGGGAUCACAAACAAUGAACGAAGACGGCGUCCAGUCUGGUCCAAGCCGGCCCGGAUCACUCAAUGAUCUGUGCCAAAAAAACCAUAGUACAGCAAGACCACGACCUCCAUAUAGUCCUUCUGUAUACUGUAUAGAUAUGUAUAUUGAUUUGUAUAUACCAGACUUGUAAUAUAUUGUAAAUACAGAGAUAUUAUUUUUGUACUUGUACAUAUUUGUGUGAAUUUAAACACUAUUAAUACAAAAUUGUUCAGAAUAAAGACUUCUAUGAACAUAGA